This is a messenger RNA of Syngnathoides biaculeatus (alligator pipefish), 1727 nucleotides long. RefSeq names its product oocyte zinc finger protein XlCOF19-like. The record is from RefSeq and is a predicted model, not a curated record. Gene Ontology annotation, biological process: regulation of transcription by RNA polymerase II. The transcript is spliced from 2 exons. NCBI's taxonomy places the organism in Eukaryota, Metazoa, Chordata, Actinopteri, Syngnathiformes, Syngnathidae. Gene Ontology annotation, cellular component: nucleus. Gene Ontology annotation, molecular function: RNA polymerase II cis-regulatory region sequence-specific DNA binding; DNA-binding transcription factor activity, RNA polymerase II-specific. The coding region runs from base 522 to 1550 and encodes 342 amino acids.
AUGAAAAACAAAACAUUUUGAAGUAUUACUACUUUCAAACAAAAUGUGAAUAUUACGCAAUGUAAUACAUUAAAAUAUUAUUGAUGUUCCAAAGGUUUCCCCCUGCCGUUUUUCUUCAUUAUAUGACAGUAUUUCCUCAAAGAAGAUCUUCGUUUUAGUUCUUCUGGGUUAUUGUUUGCGGUCGUGUUUUUAAAGUUACUUUUUCAUGUAAUUUGUCCUUAAAGGAGUUCCGUAGUUGUACAAUACGCGUACUACGAUUUUUUUUUCCUGGCAGAAAAAAAUGUUUUAUGUGAAAGGCUGCCCUUACCUAUUGUUUUGCUCAUUUGUAAAAUUCAAUUCAUAUUUUCAGUGUGAUAAUAAAAAUUACUAAAAUCAAGAUAACGUUUCGACGCGCUGUCGUGUGACGUCAUCAGUCUCGCGACUGAAGUCACAUGACGAAAGCAGCGGCCAGCUUCAUGAACAUAUCCGCCUCGGAAUCAUUUACUAUACAAAUGUACUAAAUAUAACUCAAAACCACCACAAUGUGGAAAGAGUUGGACAAGGAAGAGGACGAACCCAGUCGAGCGAGAGAGGAGAGCGAAGUGAAACGACGAGAUCCGGAAGCAGUUUCCAAGACUCGAAUUGUGCUACACGCCAAGGUCACCCAGCAGCGGAUGGCUUGUCGGGUCAAAGCAGAAGAGGAGGCGUCGCUGACCUCUCAUGCGAACGACGACGAGGAGAAUCGCCAGCCACGCCGCGUCAAAGAGGAAGAGGAGGAGUUCCCGCUGACCGUCGUCGUCGUGAAGGGUGAAGACGACGAAGACGAACCGCCCAUAACGUCGCAGCUUCAUCACCGCAGUCCAGCCGGAGACCACUGCAGAGGACCACCGCGGUCACGCAGCGACGACGUCGAAGAUACCAGCGACGACGACGACAAAAACUCGGAAACGGAGAGGGGAAAAGGACGCUUUAGCUGCUCCAACUGUGGCAAGAGCUACGCAUACAAGUGCAGCUUGACGAGACACAUGCAGACGCACACGGGGGAAAAACCCUUUGUGUGUUCCAUUUGCGGCACCAAAUUCGUCCGAAAGGUGGCGCUGAUCGCGCACGCCGCCGCGCACACCGGGAAGAAGUCGUUUGUGUGCUCCCAGUGCGGGAAGAGCUACUCUUACCAGAGCAGUCUUAAUGCGCACAUGCAGACGCACAACGCCGAGAAACCCUUCAAUUGCUCGGUGUGCGGCGAAGGCUUCAUUCAGAAAGUAGCCUUGAUCGCGCACACGACGACGCACACAGGAGAGAAGUCCUUCUCGUGCUCGGUGUGCGGUAAAGCCUUCUCCUAUAAGAGCAACUUGAAUAUACACAUGCGCACGCACAAGGAGGAAAAGUCCUUCAGUUGUUCGGUUUGCGAUAAGAGAUUCUACCUGAAGUCUAUCAUGGUGUUACAUAUGAGGACGCACAGUGGGGAAAAACCUUUUAGCUGCUCCGUUUGUGGUCAGAGGUUCACGCGGAAGGUGAAUAUGAUUAAACACAAGAGAUCACACGCGGAACUGAAUAACACUCCUGAUGUUUGAAGGUCAAUCUGAAAGUUCUAGUUUUAAUCCAUUGUAGUGGUGUAUAAAGGUACAACACUGUGUGUGUGUGUGUGUGUGUGUGUGUGUGUGUGUGUUCAAUGUCCUAGAAAGUUCUCAUACAUAUACAUAUGUUCAGUAGUUGUUCAUUAUGGAAAUUAAAUCAGGAAACACUCUUGA